Physella acuta is the source of this 900-nucleotide messenger RNA. Its product is annotated as small nuclear ribonucleoprotein Sm D1. Lineage: Eukaryota; Metazoa; Mollusca; Gastropoda; Physidae. The record is from RefSeq and is a predicted model, not a curated record. Gene Ontology annotation, molecular function: RNA binding. Gene Ontology annotation, biological process: spliceosomal snRNP assembly; RNA processing.
GAGCUGAAUAUGCUAGACUAAUAUCCCUUUGCAAGAAAUCUACUUCCGGAAUAAUAUUUGUACAAAGAUCGUUUGCCGCCAUAGUUUUUCAUACAUUAAAAUAGAAGUGUUUCACAAUCCGAUCCAUCAUGAAGCUCGUGAGGUUUCUCAUGAAGCUUAGUCAUGAAACAGUCACCAUAGAGUUGAAAAAUGGAACACAAGUUACAGGAACAGUUACAGGUGUUGAUGUGAGCAUGAACACACAUUUAAAAGCAGUAAAGCUUACUGUAAAAAAUAAGGAAACACAACAGUUGGAUUCAUUAAGUAUUCGUGGUAACAACAUACGUUAUUAUGUUCUGCCUGAAAGUUUGCCCCUUGACACUCUGCUUAUUGAUGAUGCUCCACGUUCAAAAGCUCGUGGGAAGAGGGAGGGAGGAAAGCCUGCACUAGGUGGUAGAGGAAGAGGAAGAGGUGGGCCUAGAGGACGAGGCAGGGGUGGGCCAAGAGGUGGUGGUGGUGGUGGAGGAGGAGGUGGGGGUGGCCGUGGUGGUGGGCCAAGAGGUGGAAGGAGGUAAAGCAGCUAGAUCAUGUAGAAAACUUCUUCCUGUUAAAAUAUUUCAUUCCCCUUACAUAUGUAAAUAGUUCAUGGGGAUCAAACAGAAUGUUUGUAUAGUAUUUUUUUUUAGUUAUUGUGCUUAAUUGUAUUUCUUGUACACUGUAAUUGGUGAAGAAAUUUUUUUAUCUUAAAUGUUUUGUUUUAGUGCACAGUACUUGCACUCUUCAUUUUAACACAUUCUGACUUUUAAUUUCAUUCUUAAAUACAUGUUUGAGAUGCAUGAACGUUGAAUGAAUGAUUAUGGUACAUUGUGACUUUUUUAAAGGAAAUUUCCAGUGUUGUUUAAAUAAAAUGUUGGAAUUGAA